Molecule: messenger RNA, 2782 nt
Organism: Brassica napus (rape)
Lineage: Eukaryota; Viridiplantae; Streptophyta; Magnoliopsida; Brassicales; Brassicaceae
Product: dormancy-associated protein homolog 4-like
Exons: 3
Coding region: 100-369 (89 amino acids)
Source: RefSeq, a predicted model, not a curated record
AUUAUCCCCCAAUAAAGAAAAACACUAGAGAGAUUGUUAACAAACCCCCUUUAAAGAAGAAACAAAAACAAAAACCCUUUUGAAACUUUGAUUGUAGUUAUGGGAUUCUUGCACAUGCUUUGGGAUGAAACUGUGGCCGGUCCUGCCCCAGAGAAUGGUCUCAGGAAGUUGAGAAUUUACAUUUCCGGCGAAAAUGUCACAAGAAAUGGUCACCUCCAGAAUUUGAUGGUGGAUCCAGGUCGUGUCCCGGAUUCUCCUAUCGGAUCAAGCAUCCCCGGUUCUCCUUUGACUCCUGGAACACCAAGUGAGACACAUGCCACGAGUCUCAAUGCUUGCGAUUGGGUUGUGCUAAAUGCACUGGACCGUUGAAAGGGAUUAAGGGAAAACAUGUACGUGAAGAAAUAUCCGAUCCAACGACUUUGUUUGUAUAUAUACGAAGUGUACAUAAUGGAUAAUGUGUUCAUGUAAGUAGUAGUCAAAUAUUCGGUUUUAGAAUGUAUAUUCGUGUUUCGCAAGAAAAAAUCAACUAUAAAAAGAUGAAAAAUUCAACUAAACAUGUAAUAUUGUCUUUACUUAAUAGUAGUACAUUUUACGUCUUUGAAGUAAGUGUCCGUAUAUUUACUGUUGUUAAUAACUUGAGAAUCACUUGGAAUGUCAACCCACAUGGAGGUUUCUCAUAAAUUAAUCAUGUGCACGAACCUAUAAUUUUUUUGUCAACUCACUAACCUAUAAUUAAACUCUUCAUAUUUGUUUAUAUAUUUCUUAGUGUGGUUUCUGAUCCAUUUCGUAGGUCUUUUGAGGAAAAUACCAUCUUCCCACCCUCACCGUAAAAAUCCUUGAAACUUGUAUUAACGUCUUUGUGAAGAAUACAACAAUGAUUUUUUUCGAGAAACGAAAUUUAUUGGUCGUAAAAACAAUCCUAAAAUGUAGGAAAUGACUAGUAGUUAUACGUUUUUUGUAGAAAGGUUUGCAAUUCAGUAUUCAACAAAUAAUGAUAUGAGGUGUAGCCGUGUAGGACCCGUAGAUUACACACAUAUUGUAUUAUAGAAAUGUUUAUUUAUAUCAUUUGGACUCCAUGAUUCGUAAUUGAUCCAGGUAAAUAGUAAACAUAUACCAAAGCACAGAAAACUGGAAUUUAUGAAGAAUUCGGUAGGAGUCAAAGCAGGAAGUCUUAUAUUAUUUGGUUAGGAGUUGAGACCAAUUCGUCAUUUUAAAUUAAAGUUAGAAGAAUUGAUAAUUAGAUAUUUUCCAGCCUUUUUUUCAUGGGGUCCAUCAUUUUGUUUAAAAUGUCUCCAAAAGCUGGAAUUAAAAUGGUUGGUGUUAAAAUAUUAGUAGUUUUGAGCAGAGUGGAAUAAGUACUUUAGUAUAUAAUUUUUGUCAACAUCUUUGUAUUUGCUUAAAAGUAUUAUAUGAGAAUACAGAUUUUUUAAAAACUAUUUGAAAACCCAAUCAUUGUGCUGUUUUUUUUCACUGAGUGUAUUAUUACCAAAUAGAUGAAAUACAAAUACAUAAAAUACAAAACCAACGGAUGAAGUUACUAUUUGUGGUUAGCUAGGCCGGCGGACAACAAACUAUCCCCAAAAACGAAAUCCUACAAAGGGGAAGCAUUAGCCCAAAAGAGUACAUAUCGGCGCUUACAACAACAACUUUAAACUACGCAACUAACUUCCAAACAACCAAUGAUAAUCAACACUCACAGACAUAUCUGACUUCUAGAAAAUCCAUGAAACUGCUUAACGGGAAUGUCCUCGACCAUAACACCGAAAAGCCACUUCCUCCUAGCACAACGAGGAUACACCUCCAAAACUAAGUAACAAGAACUUCAUAAACCGGCAAGUGAGAAUCACUUUGAUUCCACUAAUCACUUCCGGAAGCGGCUGAGUCAAACAAACCGUUGAACACCUAGGUAUGAAGCCACAUAAGACAAGAUCUCCACAAGAUCUGAACCGAACAAACUAAGAGCGAAUUCCACCUAAUCCGACAAACGACCGCUUGCCAUGAAUGGCAAAAGAAUGGAUGCGGAAUCCAUAGCAAACCCCAACCGAAAAGACAACAUCUGCAAGAGGAAACCACACAGUAGCCAAGGAGAAACACAAAAUCAACAGAACUAAUCAGAUCUAGAAUGAGUUUCAAGGAUAAAAGUUUUUGUGGCUAGGCUACACUGUAAAUCAACAGAUCUGAAACUUUUAUGAGAGAAUCCACACCAGAUCUGAAAGUAUAAGUCGACUUGGUUGAUGCAUAUCUCUUUCAAAAACGGAAGCACAGUCACACACCGAAUAUCAGAGAAGCAAGUAUGAAAUAAAACAAGAGGUUAGGACCAACGCCAGUGCUGAAAAAGCCAUCACACGCUGGUCCUCCAUGAAAACGCAGAAAGCUUAAAAAAACAAGAAGGAGAAGAUGAACACUGCGAAGAGAGAGAGAGAAAAUUCCUAGUUCAAAUCAUUGUGUUGUUACUGUCAACAUUAAAUUUGGUUGGAUAUAAAAGGUAAAGUACCAAUAUUCGCUAACCAUUUAGUUAAAUCCAUGAAACUGAUUAACGGAAAUGUCCUCGGCCAUACCACCGAAAAGCCACUUCCUCCUAGCAUAACGAGGAUACACCUCCAGAAGUAAGUAACAAGAACUACAUAAACCGGCAAGUGAGAAUCACUUUGAUUCCACUAAUCACUCCCGAAGCGGCUGAGUCAAACAAACCGUUGAACGCCUAGGUAUGAAGCCAAAUAAGACAAGAUCUCCACAAGAUCUGAACCGAACAACUAAGAGCGAAGUCCACCUAAUCCGACAA